This is a messenger RNA of Linum trigynum, 4354 nucleotides long. NCBI's taxonomy places the organism in Eukaryota, Viridiplantae, Streptophyta, Magnoliopsida, Malpighiales, Linaceae. The record is from the annotation of a GenBank genome assembly.
CUCGAAUUGCACGCCUUUGGUAUUUUAUACUGGUUGUGGAAACUCUCCCUCUAAGUAAUUCAUUUAAGUGGGCAUGGAUAACUCGAAUAUGGAGUCCAAACUAGUUUAGCGUUCUCCAUGGUAUCAAAUUGGAGUGAGCAAGGUAGGAGAAGUCAAUAUCAGCCUAACUUAUGGCCAGACAGAAGGAAACCUGAGUGAUCUUCACAUAAUUGAAUUUCAAUCAAUCUUUUUUUGAAUUGCAUGUUAUUUGUUAAAUCUAAACUACACUUUAUUAGCUAGAUAACGAUUAGUUCAUUUAGUAGUAGUAGACUUAGCAACCAGGUGGAUAAAUUACUUACUUACAUUAUACUACACACUAUCGAUGAUUAUUCUUGGCCAUUAGUUGGGAGAGUAAUUGGUAGCGGGUCACCAGGUUAGUUGGUAAUAAAGAGGUUAUGCAGUUUUGCAUAACUAUUGGUAAUGUACAUAAUCUUCAACCAUGGAAGAGGAGGUUUGAUGUGUUAUCAACAUUGAUCAAUUGAACACUACCCGAACCUAUAUCAUUUAGGGAAUCAAUGGUAUGUUGUUCAUCCAGUUGAGUAAUCACUUGACACAACAUAUCGAUCAAUCGGUUCAAUCACUUGGAUGUUUUGGUUCAUUAGUGAUCCUUGUGACAUAAGGAUUCCUAGUCUUACUCUAAAUAGUUAACCUUCCUUCUAUCGCCUCUAUAGACAUCUCAUUCAUAUGCAUGAAGUGAGAUCAAUUAGACCCUUGUUCUAUUGACUAUGAACCUGAGAUCAUACAAAUUAACUUGUACCUAGUGGCACAUCAAAGCGACCCAAGUCAACAUAGAACACAAACACUUGAUCAUCUUAUUUUUUGAAUAUUUUUUGAAGGGCGAAUCUAUUUUCAUAGAUUAUCACGAUGAGAGCCAAGUUUUGAAACUCUUAUUCUUAUUAUAGAUCCAUUAUUCAAGUCAAUGGCUAGAUUAAUAAGGUGAGUGGUUUAUGAUGCAAUAAAUUCUACGCUUUACGAGUUAUAAAGAAUGUAUUUAAUGUGAAGUUGCAUGCCAAUAAUUAAGGUUGUGAAUGUUUGAGACUCUCCAUGUUUGUGUGAGAUUAUGCAUUCUAAGUAAUUGUGGAAAUAACAUGUUUUACUUAAGUAUGUCUUACCUAUUAAAUGCAUGCUCUCAUUUGGGUUAUUGAUUAGAGGCAUUUACCUAUGAGCUUUCAAUAUCUACUUUAAAGCAGUUAAGCUUAUGUCUUACUAUUAAAGGAUUUAUGACCUUUAAGAACGAGUAUUACUAGUACUUCACCGUAUAUAUAAUUUAGGGUGAAAAGGUUAAGAGGUAUUUCACUUACGUAGUCUCUCGCCCUAGUUAAAGUUUAAAGGAAGGGCACUGAUAACGAUGUAUUUGCACGUGUUUGCACCCUUAUUUCUUAUCCGUUUGCGGCUCCUAGUCGUGUAUCUUUCGCCUAUUUUACGUUGGGUUGUGUUAUUUUGUCACAUUUCAGGUCCCAAGCGUCGAAGGAAAGGCUAGGCACGAGUUUCAGGUCAUUUGGAGGUCGUUCGGUGAAGCUGGGGCAAAAACACGGGCAGCCCUGUUAAAAACACGGUUGUGUUCCCCAGGCCGUGUUUUUAUUGGCGAGGGCGUGUCGUGAUGGCUGCUUAGGAGUCCAAAACACGGGCGCCAUUGGACCAAAACACGUUCCUGUCACUUCAUGGGCACGACCGUGUUUUGGGAGCGACGCGGGCAUGUUUGUCACAAGUGAAGCAAAACACGGCCUUGUCCUCGACCAUGUUUUGCCCAAUCUCAGGUUAAAAGGAGAUUUCAGUCAAAGAGAAGGGGAAUCCGAUUUUGAGAGCUAGAGAGCAGAAAACCUAGAGAGAGAAAGUGACGAACAGAACUUCCAAGUGCCCUAAAUCGAUCUUCAAGAGCAUUGGAGAUCGGUGGAAGCUUGGAGGAGUGCCGAUUGAUUACCAGAAGCAGAUCCUCAUCCUUCACAGAUUUUCGCAUCUGAAGCAGAUUUUCCUUCACUCUCUAUGGAGUAAACUCCCUCUCUCACCUAGUAUGAAGAAACCUAGAUUUGUAUGUUAGGGAUGGUUGUAUGAACCUAAGUACAAAUUAUUUGAUAUUGAUUAUAUUCAUUUGAGGCAUGGUUUUCUAAAUUGCAUGAAUCCUGAUCAAAUUCUUGUUAUUCCUGCUUUGACCUAGAAUGAGAAUAUCUGCAUAGGUUGAUAGAGCACCCUUGAUUGAAGGUAGUGAAUUGGUUAGUCGAGGAGUCAAUUCACUAUUCUGUACUUGAUUUAUUCCAAUAGAGGAGGUUUGGUACGUUAGGGACUCAGUCUGUUUACUUCGGUGGAGGUUAGUCGCCCGCUACAGACUGUCUAAUAACCUCCCGCAGUAUAACUAUCAUUGAAUCUGAAUUUGGCAAAUUACAACUUCGCUUAACUGCAGUCUAGGGGGAACCAUAUCUGGGUGACAUCACUCAAACUUGGAACACAACAUUUACUGCUUUUGCUUGCUAGUUUAGUUGGAACGUCUCUACAGUUGAACCGCUAAAUAAUAAGAAUAUCACGGAGUAGUCAUUACACCUAGGAUCCAGGUUGACAUUUAGAACUAAACCCUCUAUACUAUGCAUUAGUAGGUGGUUAAACUUUGCCACUUUCUAGUGUGACAGUACAAGCGAGUCAAGUUUUUGGCGCCGUUGCCGGGGACGACUAGGUUAUUGAAGAAACGUGAUUUCUGUUACUUUAGCAUUUCUUUUCCGCAUUGAUUUUUUUGCUUUGUCCCACUUGUGCCUUCACGAGUUUGCUUGCUUGGAUUGUGUGCAGGUAGUGUAUGACCCGUAGUCAAUCAGGAGACUUACUACCAUUAGAAUCGGGCUAGAACGCACUUGUCGCCAGUUUAGGAGAGAACAACGAGCAAUACUAGCUACGGAGGAAGUGCACGUCGACGGCCAUCUGAGCAGCGACUCUGAAGAGGAGUACAAAAUGGGCGACUAGCACAACAGGGUGAACCUGAACUUGGGACAGAACCAACCCCUGGGGAUGCCCAUGCAGGUUCCCCUAGUGAAUCAGGUUCUGGCCAUAACCCAGUUCCCCAGCCAGAUGGGGCUCAGCAUCCACUACCCCCGCCGAGUCCUACUAUGGAGUACUACUACACUCCACGGGUCGCCGACAUCCGCCUCGUCAUCCUGUAUCCGCCCAUUCCAUCAAAUAACUUUGAGAUCAAGCCAUGUUGGAUUCAAAUGAUCACAUCCUCCAUCGAGUUCCAUGGCCUCAAGGAUGAAGAGGCGAGGGUGCACCUUUCCCGGUUCUUGCAGCUUACCAAUGGGUUCAAACUUAAUGGUGUACCAGAUGAUGCGAUCCGUCUUACUGUGCAUCACGUCAUGGGACGAUCUGGCCGACAAGUUUGUGCAUAGGUACGACCCGGCCUCGAAGACCACGGAGAUUCAGUGGGAGAUCACUCAUUUACGCCAGGAGCUAGAUGAGUCAUUACGUGAUGCCUGGGAGCGGUACUCGGGAUUUUUCUGGCAGUGUCCCCAUCACGAUUUUAGUGAUGCAUUCACAGUGGGGAACUUCUACAGUGUUCUAUCACCAGAAAGCCAGAGGGUGAUCGAGUGUCUAUGCUCAGAAGUGGACAUUUUUACCAAGACUCCACCCGAGCUGAAUCAGAUGAUCAAUACUUUGGCUGCUAGAGAUCAUUCUUGGGGGCAGCACUAGAAGCAGGAACUCCCGGGAUUGAGGUGUGCAUUCUAUGGAAGCUAGAUCUGGGCUAGACCGAGAGGUGGCCAAGCUGGUCCAGACAUUAAAGCAGCCCAACAGUCUCAUUACGGGCAGAGGGUUGGCUGUCAAUUCAGUUGCACAGUGCAAGUGGUGUGAGAGCUCAAAUUAUUUGGUGGAAGACUGCCAGACUAUCAAGUGGUCAGAAUGUUGAUGAUUCAUUUGGUCUACAUAUAUUAGAGAUUUUUUUUAUGAGAUGCUUGGCUGAGGAUUUGGUGUUUGGCCAUCAGACUGGGGCGGUUUCCUAUAGAAAGCUUGCAAAAAGUCAAAAGCGGAAGAGCAAGAGGUCGUACAUUUGUUGUGAUAUGGACUUGGUUUAUAAAUCUUAUGUGGAAAGAGCGCUGUAAUCAAGUUUCUGGAGGGCACAGUAGACCUGGGCAAGCGAUUUUUAGAUAGUUUCGAGAUGAUUUGAUACUCUAUUCAUUAGUUAAUAUGAUACUUAGGUAGGAAUUGAUUUGUACUCCUCAUUGGAGGAGAUUAUUGUAAGUAUUGCAUGUUGGUCUAUAGUUGUUGUCCUGUCCCUGGUUUUUUUUUUUUUUAUCGCCUUGACUUGUAUGUCAAGAGAGCUCAAUAGAUAUACCCCAUACGU